Adineta ricciae is the source of this 933-nucleotide messenger RNA. The record is from the annotation of a GenBank genome assembly. NCBI's taxonomy places the organism in Eukaryota, Metazoa, Rotifera, Eurotatoria, Adinetida, Adinetidae.
AUGUUUGAUAACAAAAUAAUCGAUGCAGAGAUUAUCGUGGCUUAUUAUUCGCUCAGUGUGACUAUAGUUGGCACAUUAUUCAACAGUUUAACAUUUAUUGUUCUUUGUCGAUCGACAUUUCGAAACAGUCGAGCAAGACCAACGUUUCACUAUAUGCGAGCGAUAGCUGUAUUUGAUAUCUUGAUGCUCUACGGAUGGAAUCUUGAUCAUUACCUUGGACCAAUACAUGGCUUUACUAUUCAAACGCUAUCCAUACCUUUGUGUCGAUUUUUAUCAUUUUUUAAUUACUUCAUCUGUCAAUCAUCCGCUUGGCUCCGUGUUUUCGUUUGUGUUGAUCGAUAUUUGAUAUUAACUCGGCUACGUCGAACAUGGUUCAGCGAUUCGAAACAUGUCCUAAUUGUUAUCACUUGUAUCAUUACUUUUUCCUUCGGUUUAAAUUCGCUUUUCUUCGUUUUCGGAUGCUCAAAGGAGAGAAAACGCAUUUCUGCUGAAUCUUGGGCAUUUCCAAUGUAUCCUCUAUGGGAUUAUAUCAAUUUAACUGUUUAUAAUUGUAUACCCUUGUUAUUGAUGACAAUAUUCAAUACACGCGUGAUUUCUCAUCUAAUUCGUCUGCGUCGUCAAAGUACAAUUCAAAAUUCUCAAAUUCAACAUUUAUCUAUGUCAAUGACAUUAGUAAUCACGACAUUUCUAUUUUUGAUGAUGACUAUACCUGGAACAGUUGCAUUUGCGUUCUUUUCCUACAGAACGAGCAUCAUCUUAAGACGAUUCUUGGAUGGAAUUUUAUACACGUAUCAUAUCUUAUCAUUUCCAUUGUAUAUGAUCACAUUUGAUGAGUUUCGACAAGAAUUUAUUCUGAUGAUUACAUGCGAAAGGGUAAAAACAAAAGCAAUUACAUUCAAUAUCGCACAACCAUAUUUAAUGAGUCACGUUUAG